Molecule: messenger RNA, 1125 nt
Organism: Arabis nemorensis
Lineage: Eukaryota; Viridiplantae; Streptophyta; Magnoliopsida; Brassicales; Brassicaceae
Source: the annotation of a GenBank genome assembly
AUGGAGUUCAGAUACAGAGCCGUGGACGGUGAUCGGCCCUCUACUGCGACGGACACGGCGCCAUCUCAACCGCCGAAUACGACCUUUUCUUUCUUCCCGUCGCGACCAAUGCUAGGACCAAGUGAGGAUCAUGUUCGGGAAGCAAUUCAACGAGAAAUCGAGAAAGAGCAAAUCCGUCAAGAGAUCAUUGUUGCAGGAACAUCGAGAAGAAGAGAGCUUAUAGCCGAGGUUUUACAGGAGAUGGCCGUCGAGAGAGAAAUGGCGAUAAGACGAGUUAUUCGCCCUUACAGUCUAGUUACAUCACCCAUGACACAAAUGCCUAAGGCAACACCACCAGUGUUGGAGUCUAACAAGGAUAAGUUGAUUGUACUGAAUAGGGCUGAUUCUGUUGGAGAAAAGCGUAAAGCAGAGGAUACUCAAACUGGUAUUGGAAGAGCCAAGCGUAUAGCUAGAGAAGACUGGAGUUUCCGGAUAUUGAAGGAACAUCUUCAAGAGGAGAAAAUGCAAAAAGAGAAAGAAGCAGCCUCGAAAGCCAAGCCGAUAUCUGUGGAAACCGGAGAAACAGUCUCUUUGAAUCUUCCUUGCUUGGAGAAACUUAGCAGUGGAAAGCAACAAGUAGAGAGCAAGCCAAAAUUUCAGUUUAAGUUUUGGUGCGACGUUUGUAGCGUUGGAUCCUUUACUCAAACGAUCAUGAAGGAUCAUGAGUUAGGAAAGAAACAUAUUGCUGCUAUCAAAAAACAGAAUGAGUUACUUGAGUCUGCUUCAACCUCCAUCAUCACAGCUCCUGCUUCCGCUACAUCGCCACAAUCAGAAGCCAUUAUUAAAGUACUCCAAAAUGCUAAUGUGGAGGAUCAGAAAGAAACAGGAAAGAAGACAGAAGGUGAGAAGGAGAAGAAGGUAAUCAUUCGGUGCGAAACUUGUAAGAUUUGGACACAUUCUGAACAGGUGAUGGAGACUCAUAAGCUUGGGAAAAAGCACAAGGCUCUGCUUGAGAAACAGCAACAUAAGCCUCUAGCUGUUUUAGAUACCAAUGUCAUGACAGUCCCAGUGAGAUCUUUAAAUGCUGAUCCAGGAGAGAAAGGAUCAGUGGAUCAUACAAAAGGUAUGGUUCAUUGCUUGGACUAG